This is a messenger RNA of Electrophorus electricus (electric eel), 3249 nucleotides long. RefSeq names its product inositol-trisphosphate 3-kinase B (gene itpkb). The record is from RefSeq and is a predicted model, not a curated record. Gene Ontology annotation, biological process: inositol phosphate biosynthetic process; phosphatidylinositol phosphate biosynthetic process. Gene Ontology annotation, cellular component: cytoplasm; nucleus. Gene Ontology annotation, molecular function: inositol hexakisphosphate kinase activity. NCBI's taxonomy places the organism in Eukaryota, Metazoa, Chordata, Actinopteri, Gymnotiformes, Gymnotidae.
UCCUGUCUUCUGUAUUUUGAACCAACAUAGCUCAGUACUCGAAGCGGACUGCUGAAGCGCGCAUCGGUUCACAGCAAUACAUCUGUUGGCCUACACUAAAUUUUGACGACCUCAGGCUAUAUAAAGUCUGCAGUAAGACUUGAAUUUUGGCGCUGGACAAUCGUUUUUAUUCCUGAAUAUCUCUGGAUUGGACAGGGACUGGUAAAACAGCAAUGAACAACGGCGUUUACACACACCAAAAGCUAUGAGUACACAUAGCACGAGUGGCUUGCCCAGUACAUACAAUAAGUGAAGGAAAUACGAGGACUUGGUGUGACUUGUGUUUCUAUCAUAGUCUGCUUUCCUCCACCCCGCCCUCAUGGUGGUUGGCUCCAGACGUCAGUGGAUGAGUGGUCCUAAAUGGGAGCACAUAUAGACAGAGCCAGCCUGUUACUAUGGCUGCUUAUGCUCUGAACAGCUUGAUCAUGAUGAACUCCAAUAACCUGGCUGAUAAGAGCACAUCUCGGACUGGGAGGCCUGUGCUACCUGUGCCAGAUCGCACCACCUACUGCCCACUGCUGGGGGGCACCAGUGGUCCCUACAGUCCCAGCAGCUUGAUUCCUGGUUCUUCUGGGACUGCUUUUGUUUUCCCGCCUGGCAGCCCCAGGCCAUUCUGUCCGCCAGACCUGCUGGGGGUGAACGUGGGGAGCCGGGUGCGCCGUCUGAGCAACUCUUGCCCGGGUGAGGAGCAGGAGGAAAGUGGGCAGCAUGCUGUUCAGCAGCUCCAGCGCAGCGUGGAGCUCCAGAAUGUGGAGGUGAACAAGAAGGUGAACCUGUUUGAGGCGCACAUCUCUGCGCAGGCCCAAAGCAGGGACAUCCAGUGCAGCCCCCGGCCUCACAGAAGACCCAGCCCAAACAGUGACCCUUGCCCUCAGCCAGACAAGACUCCUCUGCUCCCUGACUCGAACCUGUUGGAGUCCCAGAGCCAAGGCCACCUUACUGGAAUCCCAAAAGAGUUGCAGAAUGGGAAGAAGUGUAGUGGGCAGGAAAGUAGUGGAGAGGAAAAUAACAUGGUCAAUUUAAAUAUGGACGAUGGUGUCUCGCGUAGUCGGGCUAACAGACUGUCCUGCAUCUCAGGAGAGACUGUCAUCUCACUGGCCACCCCUGAGCAUGUGGACAUGUGGGCUGGGACACACCCAGCAAAUGAUAAACUGAUGGAAGUACAGCCUCAAGUGGAAGCUGAGGGGAGCUAUGUGGAGAUGGGUGCCAUCCCUGCCGUAAUAGUGACUGACCACGGCAUGGAGGCCAGUGGAGAGGGCCAGGAGCCUGAGGUGAGCCCACAGCCUUCCCGAGCCGGGCUGCGUAAGCUCUCCUCUUCAUCAGCCUCUUCAGCAGGCUUCUCCUCCUCCUGGGAGGAAUCAGAGGAUGACAUUUCCAGUGACCCAGAACGUACACCAGCCUUCUUGCAGACGCAGCAAAAAGCGCAUAAAUCAUGGAAGAAGAUCAAGAACAUUGUGCACUGGUCACCUUUCAUGAUGUCCUUCAAAAAGAAGUACCCUUGGAUCCAGCUUGCUGGGCAUGCAGGCAGUUUCAAGGCAGGAGCCAAUGGGCGAAUUCUGAAGAAGCACUGUGAGUGUGAACAGCGCUGUCUCGACUGGCUGAUGAAGGAUGCACUCAAGCCAUAUGUGCCAGCCUACCAUGGUGAUGUGGAGAAGGAUGGUGAGAAGUACAACCAAAUGGAUGACCUGUUAGCUGAGUUUGACCUGCCGUGUGUCAUGGACUGCAAGAUGGGUGUGAGGACAUAUCUGGAGGAGGAGCUGACAAAGGCCAGAAGGAAACCCACUCUGAGGAGUGAUAUGUACCAGAAGAUGAUUGAGGUGGAUCCAGACGCACCCACUCCUGUGGAACAUGAGCAGAAAGCAGUUACUAAACCUCGCUAUAUGCAGUGGAGAGAGACCAUCAGUUCUACUGCUACACUAGGCUUCCGCAUUGAGGGAAUCAAGAAGGAAGAUGGAACAGUGAACAGAGACUUUAAAAAGACAAAGAGUCGUGAACAAGUCACAGAAGCAUUCUUUGACUUUGUCAAGGGGAAUCUAAAUAUCUUGAAUUCUUAUCUCAUCCGGCUAAAGGAACUCAGGGACACUCUGGAAAAGUCGCCGUUUUUCAAGACACAUGAGGUGAUUGGCAGUUCUCUUCUCUUUGUCCAUGAUAAGCGGGAGCAGGCAAAAGUGUGGAUGAUUGACUUUGGCAAAACUACUCCGCUUCCCGAGGGUCAGACACUGAGCCAUCGGGCCGUCUGGGUAGAGGGCACUCGGGAGGACGGCUACCUAUGGGGUCUGGAAAACCUUAUAGACAUUAUCAGCCACAUGGUGGAGCCAAAGCCCCUUUAGAAAGAGCAGGUCUCUGUUUUCACUGUCUGUCUCUACUCCCUCUGGGUAGGCUGCACUACAGUACAGGGGUACCAUACAAAGCUACCCCACUAUAUCCCCAAAUGUGUCUUGUGCAUCUGUGUAUAGAUACAGAUGCUGUACAUAUAGUAUAAAGACUGUAAAAUAUGUUUUUAAUACAAGAGGUGUUUUAAGUUGGUGGUCUGUAGCUAGUGCUUUGUUAAUGCAUACCUGAAUAUCACAUUCUUUUUUCAUCCUUCAGUGUGAGUUGUUUUAAUAAUGGAAGUGUUACAGUUGUUUGAAUAAUGGUAAUGUUACAGUGUCAAGCAUUUGUGCCCUCUGCUUACUGAUGGAAUUCUGAAUAAGACAUAUAUGGACUUCACCUUGUACCAAACCAAAAGAUGUUGGAGAAAAGUUCCUUAUUUUAGACUGAGACACCCAAUAUAUUUUGAAUUUUCAAAAGUUUGUUGUGUAAUUAUUUUAGCUAUAGCAGGCUCAUCUGUACACAUCUAAACUUCCAGGUUUAUAACUAGAAUUUCAUUCAGAUAAGUUCUAUUUUUAAUUUGGAACAUUUUGUUAAUUUUUAUUUUAUAUCCAUUAUAAUGUAGUUCUUACCUAUGUAUGAUAACUGAUGAUCUUCGUAGUGUUUUGCCUGUUGUGAAUGCCUUUUGUAGAACAAGAGACUGUACCAUCAGAGAAUAAGAGGUGGAGAGGUUUGGACUGUGGUUUUAUUCCUAGCUGGUUUCUGCAGUUAAUUUCCAGUUGUAAGUUGAGAGUAUGCACAGAUCUAUUGGUAUAUCCAGGAACAGAGCCCUAACACAGACACACAAACACAUGCAUGCACUCACGCGUGCGCAUACACACACACACACACACACACACA